Aspergillus saccharolyticus JOP 1030-1 is the source of this 450-nucleotide messenger RNA. RefSeq names its product translation initiation complex factor eIF1A. Bases 1 to 450 code for a protein of 149 amino acids. Gene Ontology annotation, cellular component: cytoplasm. Gene Ontology annotation, biological process: translational initiation. The record is from RefSeq and is a predicted model, not a curated record. Gene Ontology annotation, molecular function: translation initiation factor activity; RNA binding. The transcript has 2 exons. NCBI's taxonomy places the organism in Eukaryota, Fungi, Ascomycota, Eurotiomycetes, Eurotiales, Aspergillaceae.
AUGCCCAAGAACAAGGGAAAGGGCGGUAAGAACCGUCGUCGUGGAAAGAACGAGAACGACAACGAGAAGCGUGAGCUUGUUUUCAAGGAGGAGGGCCAGGAGUACGCGCAGGUCGUGAAGAUGCUCGGUAACGGCCGCCUGGAGGCCCUGUGCUUCGACGGCGAGAAGCGCCUGGCACACAUCCGUGGCAAGCUCCGCAAGAAGGUCUGGAUCAACCAGGGCGAUAUCAUCCUUCUCUCGCUCCGUGACUACCAGGACGAGAAGGGCGACGUCAUCAUGAAGUACACUGCCGACGAGGCCAGAAGUCUCAAGGCUUACGGCGAGUUGCCCGAGCACGCCAAGAUCAACGAGACCGACACCUACGGUCACGAGGGCUUCGAGGACAACGUCGAGUUCGACGAGGACCGCGAGAGCGAAGACGAGAAGGAGAUUGAUGUCGACGAGCUCUAA